Aspergillus piperis CBS 112811 is the source of this 459-nucleotide messenger RNA. RefSeq lists its product as uncharacterized. NCBI's taxonomy places the organism in Eukaryota, Fungi, Ascomycota, Eurotiomycetes, Eurotiales, Aspergillaceae. The record is from RefSeq and is a predicted model, not a curated record. The coding region runs from base 1 to 459 and encodes 152 amino acids. The transcript is spliced from 4 exons.
AUGGAAGAGAAACUGUACCGCGAGGCCUACGAGGAGAUCACCUGGUUUCUGCACAGCUCUCCGAGAGUGAAGUCUAUUGCGAUAGACCGCUACGUUGACCUGCACAAAUUGUACCAAAGACAGCCCGAUAAACACCAGGAAGCAGCUAAAUAUGCUCUCAUCGUCUACCGGCUUAGUGACUUCUCCGAUGACAUAACGUCUAAGAUCACUUUCAGCACACUCGAAGAGCAGCAUAUGUUCCUCCGGCUUCUGCACCUUGAUGAUACAAACGAAGAGUACAAACAGCUUGCGUCGGAGAAAGAUAAGAUCAAGAACGAAGGGUCCUUGUCGCGAUCAGGAACGACACCUCUUUCGGAGAAGAAUACCACACCGGUCGAAUCUUGGAGAGAAGUUGAUGCAGUACUUCGGAGAGAAUUUGCUAAGAUUGCAGGCCAUCUCGACUUAUGGUCCCGAAACUGA